GGGCAGUGGUCUCGGUCUGAGACCUACGCUCCAUUCUCCCCAUCAGACAUUCUUUUGGCACUACGUCACCCCACUAGCGCACAGACCCGGAUCCUCUGUCAAUAUUUUACCUCUCCGCAUUGUGUGGUGGUUUCAUGAUCUCAUCUGGUUUCUACUUCCAAUCUUCUCUCUCUCUCUCUCUCUCUCUCUCUCUCUCUCUCUCCCUGAAAAUGGCGGCUGAAUCCUGUAUGGCGAAUUCUCGAUACACAUACCUACACGACGAUCAUACGAAGGGCCCUCUUGAAGCCAUUGACGCACACAACGUCCUCCUCCACAACAACACGAAUUCAAAGCUUCUCCUCGCAUUCCUCUCUGCCCUUCUUCUCACUGCAACUGCGUUUUCCCUCUCUUCGCUCAAGGUUACAUUGUUAUGGGACGGUAGUCAUAUCCGUUGUUACUGACAUAGGGGUAUGAUCCAACAAACAGCAGGGUGAAUCAAGUAACAUGCUUCUUUGGAGCUUACUUCUAAGUGCAACCCUUGUCGUUGUUUUUCUUCGGAAGCCAGUGGAGAAAGAGUCCGUCAUAAUUAUGCCAGCUUUUGGGGUCCAACUUGAAACUCAUUACCGAAGAGGGAGAACAAUCCACCGCUUCAUUCCCAUUGACAAGAUCUUGAAACCUGUCCUAAGUGAAUGUGUGACCCCAGUCACUUGUUACUGGAGCUUGUCUCUGAUUGUGCGUGAGGAAGAAGAACUUGUGUUAGUUUUCAAGGAACUACGACCACCAGUCAAAAUGUUAAUCCCAAUCUGGAAGGCUUUGUGCGCCGCUACGGACAGCCCAGAGACUCUUGACCAACCGGGUUGAGCCAUUCUGGAUACCUGAUACUGUUGUACAUGGUUAAACUGUUCCAAAAUUUCGUUGUAUGUAGGUAGGAUAGAGGGAAAAUCAAGAAAAUGAUUUUGCUGAUGUAUUCCUAAUUGAAUGCUUUACAAGAUCAUUGGCGAGGAACUGUAAAUUCACUCAUUUAGGAGAUCAGCUCUUCUUUCAUUCUAUCA
Rhododendron vialii is the source of this 1031-nucleotide messenger RNA. RefSeq lists its product as uncharacterized. Gene Ontology annotation, cellular component: glycosylphosphatidylinositol-N-acetylglucosaminyltransferase (GPI-GnT) complex. NCBI's taxonomy places the organism in Eukaryota, Viridiplantae, Streptophyta, Magnoliopsida, Ericales, Ericaceae. The transcript is spliced from 5 exons. Bases 484 to 840 code for a protein of 118 amino acids. Gene Ontology annotation, biological process: GPI anchor biosynthetic process. The record is from RefSeq and is a predicted model, not a curated record.